AUGGACUCUUACGAUGAUAUGAACCGUGUUUUAAUUACCGACGAUGUUGAUACACAAUGUGUGGAUAUGUUAAAGGCAAAUGGAUUUUUAGUAGAAAAAGAUAUUAAAUUAGCAAAACAACCAAAAGAGGAGCUGAUUAAACGUGUUCAAGAAGUGGAUAUUUUAAUAGUUCGAAGUGCAACAAAAGUAACAAGCGCCAUCAUUGAAGGAUCACCUCGUUUGAAACUGAUCGGUCGCGCUGGUACAGGUACAGAUAAUAUCGAUACCGACACAGCUACCCGUCAUGGAAUUCUAGUCAUGAACACGCCUGGUGGAAAUACUCUUUCAGCAGCUGAACACACUUGUGCUUUGAUUUGUUCGUUAGCAAGGAGUAUUCCAAAUGCUUGUACUUCAUUGAAAUCAGGUGCUUGGCAACGAUCAACAUUUAUGGGCGAAGAAUUAAAUGGAAAAACAUUGGCGAUUAUUGGUCUAGGAAGAAUUGGACGUGAAGUAGCUAAACGAAUGCAAUCGUUCAAUAUGAAGACUAUUGGCUAUGAUCCAAUUAUCACUGCCGAACAAAGCUUAACAUUUGGGGUAGAAUUUUUUGAACUAAAAGAUCUUUGGCCAUUAGCAGAUUAUAUAACCGUUCAUGUUCCAUUGAUAACAGAAACACACCAUUUAAUCAAUAGUGAAGUAUUAUUAUCGUGUAAGAAAGGUGUUAAACUAGUCAACGUUGCUCGCGGAGGAAUCAUCGAUGAGAAGGCACUUCUCGAUGCACUCAAUGCUGGUCAAUGUGGUGGUGCAGCUUUGGAUGUCUUCGAAGAAGAACCACCUGUUGAUUUAAAAUUAGUUCAACAUCCUGGUGUCAUUUGUACACCACAUUUAGGUGCAAAUACACGUGAAGCACAAAAACGUGUUGCUAUUGAAUUAGCUCAACAAAUCAUUGAUUUCAAACAAGGUCAUUCAUUAAUUGGAGUAGUCAAUGGAUCAGCUGUGACAUCACAAUUCGGUCAAGGUAAUCGACCUAUUCUUUUACUUAGCAAACGAUUAGGACAAAUUAUUGGUGCAUCAUCGUCGUCCACACCAACACAUAUAUCACUGUCAUUUAAUCAUACCGUUUCAAGUCAUUUAUUUGAAGCACUCUCCAUCUAUUUCUCAUACGGUUAUUUACAUGAACAAGGCAAUAAACGUGUCAAUUUUGUUAACGCUCGUCAUUUAUUCGAAGCAAAGAUAGAAAUGGUUGUUGAUAAAAAUCAAGAACUGAAUAAUGUCUUAGUCAUUCGUGUCACAGGUGAUAGUGGAAUUAAAGAAUUAUCCGGUAUCGUUUGCGGUGAUCAUCUCUGGUUAAACAGUGUGAAUCAAUGUCGUUUCAUCGCUCAUGUUCCGCUUGACGAUGAAAAAACACAUGUUGUGGUUCAACCAAUACAAGGAUCAUUUGUUGACCAUCUUCGUGAUAAUACAUCGAAGUAUCAAAAUCGUAUAUCAGCCGUAUUUGACACAGUUUCUCAAACAGGAAGCAAUCAGGAUCAACGGUGGUGUGCAUUACUUUUAUAA
Adineta ricciae is the source of this 1533-nucleotide messenger RNA. Lineage: Eukaryota; Metazoa; Rotifera; Eurotatoria; Adinetida; Adinetidae. The record is from the annotation of a GenBank genome assembly.